Messenger RNA from Knipowitschia caucasica, 267 nucleotides. Lineage: Eukaryota; Metazoa; Chordata; Actinopteri; Gobiiformes; Gobiidae. The record is from the annotation of a GenBank genome assembly.
AUGUGUUUUGAAAUGCUACCUGAAUGUUUUGACUGGCCUGACUUCGCCCUCGGAGUUGAGAACGACGAGUGGUUCUGUUCACAUAGAGAUACGUCCGGGAAGUUGUUUAAAAUCGAAUCCGGUGUCGUUCGGUCAACUUUAAAGCUGUCAAGUGGCUCCAAGUGGACCUCCGAGCGGACCGACUCGUCUGAACGCAGCCAAGCCGAAAGGGGGACCAGGACCGCGGGGAGGGUCGGAGCCCAGAGCCGCUGCUGCCGCUGGUUCUGA